UUUUAUUCAGUUGUUAGUCUCGCUCCGAACAUGGCCAAGACAAUGGGCGAUCCAGCCAAGCGCUACAAAUUUGUAGCCCGCAUUAAGUUCUGGCGAAGAUCGCGAGUGGGCAGCGAUAUUACACUGGGUGUCCUGAAGUAUAAAAUUACCUCUAAGCAACCGCAACAUUUUCAGUUUACUAAGAUAAAAGCUUUCAUGCGUCGUGCUCUGAAGGAUAAUUACAAUUACAGCGGCUCCUUCCAAGAGGCCAUCAAACCAGUACUCAUUAUUGCCCAGAUAUUUGCCCUGAUGCCUGUGCGUGGCAUUGGCUCAAAGUUUGCAGAAGACCUGACCUUCGCUUGGUCCAGUUUCCGCACAUAUUAUGCCCUGGCAAUGAUGAUUUCGUUUGGGAUUACCGCUGGCUAUAUUGUGGCCUUCCUCACGAAUGUUUCCUUUGACUUUGAUUCGGUGGAGACGAUGAUGUUCUAUGGCUCCAUAUUCCUCAUCUCAAUUUCAUUUCUGCAGCUCGCAAGACGAUGGCCCGCCAUUGCCCAGGAGUGGCAGGCAGUGGAGGCCAAGCUGCCGCCGCUGCGGCUAGCAAAGGAACGCCGAUCCCUGGCCCAUCACAUCAAGAUGAUUACGCUGGUUGCCACCACAUGCUCUCUGGUGGAGCAUCUGCUGAGCAUGACAUCCACGCUGACCUUUGCAGUAGCUUGUCCACACUGGCCCGCUCAUCCCAUGGACAACUUUCUGUACUUUAACUUCUCGACGGUGUUCCAUUUCGUUGAGUACACCACAUUUCUUGGUCUGUUGGGAAAGGUGAUCAAUGUGCUGAGCACUUUUGCCUGGAACUUCAACGACAUCUUUGUGAUGGCUGUCAGCGUGGCACUGGCCUCACGUUUCCGACAACUCAACGAUUACAUGCAGCGCGAGGCAAGAACGGCCACCACAGUGGAGUAUUGGAUGCACUGCAGAAUCAAUUUCCGGAAUCUCUGCAAACUCUGUCAAGUCGUAGACGAUGGCAUCUCGGCCAUAACUCUCCUCUGUUUCAGCAACAAUUUGUAUUUCAUUUGUGGAAAGAUCCUAAAGAGCAUGCAAACAAAGCCCUCUGCCUCGCACACCAUGUACUUCUGGUUCUCGCUCUCGUAUCUGCUGGGCCGCACACUCAUUCUGUCACUCUACAGCUCCAGCAUCAAUGAUGAGUCCAAGCGGCCGCUGCGGAUCUUUCGCCUGGUGCCCAGAGAGUAUUGGUGCGAUGAGCUCAAACGCUUUUCCGAGGAGGUUCACAUGGACACGGUGGCAUUGACGGGCAUGAAGUUCUUUCGUCUGACGCGUGGCGUUGUUAUUUCGGUGGCAGGAACUAUCGUGACCUACGAGCUGAUUCUGCUGCAGUUCAACAAGGAGGAAACGACGGCAUUUUAUUGUUGUCGCUUUGCCCUAAUUAUAGACAAGUGCAAAACAACAGGUGUUUUUAAUGGCCAUUCAAAUUGGCAAUGGAAAUUCGCUUUUCUGGCAGUAGUCCUUUGGAGUUGGACACAGCCGGAACACAUGAUGAAGUUUCUGCCUGCAAAACUCGAAAGAAAGUUCCGUCGCUUGAAGAAGCACGCGAGGUCGCCAUUGAUGCGAAAGCUGGAUGUGAUGCACGAAAGCGCACGCCAAAAAGUCUUUCAGCAAAGCUGCGAUGAAUACAAAGAUCAAAAGGAGUCCGAGUUUGAGUGUAGGAAACGACCGACAAAAAUGCCUGGUGGCUCGAGGGAAACCUACCUCAGUGAUGGCACCUUCCACCAGGCCGUGGGCAGGGUGCUGCUUGUGGCCGAGUUCUUUGCCAUGAUGCCGGUCAAGGGCGUGACGGGCAAGCAUCCGGGAGACCUAAGCUUCUCCUGGCGCAACGUGCGCACUUGCUUCUGUCUGGUAUUCAUCACCUCCAGUGUGGCAAACUUUGGACUAUCGCUGUUCAAGGUGUUGAACAAUCCCAUUAGCUUCAACAGCAUCAAGCCCAUCAUAUUUCGCGGCUCUGUGCUGUUGGUUCUCAUUGUGGCUCUGCGGUUGGCGCAGAAGUGGCCCGCUUUGAUGAUGUACUGGCAUGAAGUGGAGCAGGGCUUGCCGCAGUAUCCAUCGCAGCUGGCCAAGUGGCAGAUGGGACACACCAUUCGAAUGGUUAUGCUUGUGGGAAUGAUGCUUUCCUUUGCGGAGCAUCUACUCAGCAUUGUAUCGGCCAUUAAUUAUGCUAGGUAUUGCAACGGCACUUCUGAUCCCAUAAAGAACUUUUUUCUGCUCACCAACGACGAGAUCUUCUACGUGACCAGCUACUCCACGACCUUGGCCUUGUGGGGAAAGUUCCAGAACGUCUAUUCCACGUUUAUAUGGAACUAUAUGGACAUGUUUGUGAUGAUUGUCAGCAUUGGAUUGGCAGCAAAGUUUCGACAGCUGAACAAUGACUUGAGAAACUUUAAGGGAAUGCACAUGGCGCCGUCGUACUGGUCGGAGCGUCGCAUUCAAUACCGAAGCAUUUGCAUAUUGUGUGACAAAAUGGACGAUGCCAUUUCGCUCAUCACAAUGGUGUCCUUUUCGAACAACCUGUACUUCAUUUGCGUUCAGCUGCUGCGUAGCUUGAAGUUUGUACAACAGUCACUGACACGACAGUUUUAACUAUUCAUUAAUGCACUUUCCAUUUGCAGCACCAUGCCUUCGGUGGCCCAUGCCGUUUACUUUUACUUCUCCUUGAUAUUCCUCAUUGGUCGCACGCUGGCCGUGUCGCUGUAUUCCGCCAGUGUGCACGAUGAGUCACGGGUCACUCUGCGGUAUCUGCGCUGUGUGCCAAAGGAUUCUUGGUGUCCGGAGGUCAAGCGCUUUUCGGAGGAGGUAAUCAGCGAUGAGGUGGCACUCAGUGGCAUGAAGUUUUUCCAUCUUACACGAAAGUUGGUAUUGAGUGUGGCAGGUACUAUAGUUACCUAUGAGCUGGUGCUCAUCCAGUUCCAUGAGGAUAAUGACUUGUGGGACUGCAAACAAAGUUAUUACUCGUAAUUUAAGAUAACGUUUUAGUUUGCA
Messenger RNA from Drosophila subobscura, 3027 nucleotides. RefSeq lists its product as uncharacterized. Gene Ontology annotation, biological process: sensory perception of sweet taste; detection of chemical stimulus involved in sensory perception of taste. Gene Ontology annotation, cellular component: membrane. The record is from RefSeq and is a predicted model, not a curated record. Gene Ontology annotation, molecular function: sweet taste receptor activity. NCBI's taxonomy places the organism in Eukaryota, Metazoa, Arthropoda, Insecta, Diptera, Drosophilidae. The transcript is spliced from 15 exons.